Limulus polyphemus (Atlantic horseshoe crab) is the source of this 2512-nucleotide messenger RNA. Its product is annotated as intrastrand cross-link recognition protein-like. Gene Ontology annotation, molecular function: DNA binding, bending. The transcript has 6 exons. The record is from RefSeq and is a predicted model, not a curated record. Bases 93 to 1259 code for a protein of 388 amino acids. Gene Ontology annotation, biological process: regulation of transcription by RNA polymerase II. Lineage: Eukaryota; Metazoa; Arthropoda; Merostomata; Xiphosura; Limulidae.
CACAAUAGAUUCAUGAAAUUUGGCGUCUGUGAGAUUGUGAAGACUAAUUGUAAUAAUAGUUUGUUUUACAAAUUAUUACAUAUUCAAGAAUUAUGGCAGAGUAUGACUUUCAGGGAUUGGCACAGCAUCAAGCAGCAGCUAUGUCAUCAGGUGGAAAUUCCUCAUCUGGUAUUCAUCCUUCAAUGGCUCAGCUAUCAAUGUUACCAGCAGGACUCAAUUUAACAAUGAAUGCUGCAAGUCAAUUGGCAGGACUACAAGGCUCACCUUUUGUAAACAAUAGUACUCCUCGUCAUUUUCCUCAUGGAGCACCUCUAAUGGCAUCUUAUCCAGCUGGCAGAAGUGGUGGUGGAAAGAUGAAAAAGAAGCCAAAGAUGAAUAAAGAUGGCAUGUUAGCACCGAAGCGUGCUACCACUGCUUACAUAAAUUUCACUCAGUGGUAUAGAGAAGAGAUGAAGAAAUCUGGAAGACAAUUACCUCGGAUUGGAGACUUUGGCAAAGAAUGUGCUGCCAAAUGGAAUUCUAUGUCAGAGGAAGAAAAACAACCUUUCCUUGAUGCUUCAAAUAAAGACAGAGAACGUUACAGAAGAGAGAUGGCAAUUUACAAGCCUGCUCGAGAUGCCAACAAACCAAAGAGACCAGGAACAGCAUUCAUGUUAUUUAUGAAAGAUAUUCGAAAAGAAAUGGCUGGGAAAGAACCUGAAGGAGGUGUAGCAGCUCUGGCAAAGUUAGGAGGUGAACGUUGGAGAAACAUGACUGAGGAAGAAAAGCGGCCAUAUGUUGAAAUGCAAAAUGAAGCCAAAGUAGCAUAUGAACAAUUAAUGGAAGAGUAUCGUAGACAGCAAAGUGCAACGGAUCAACAGGUAGCCAAACAGCCUAGUAUGAUGAUGAUGCAGUCAGAGGAAGAGAAUGACUCGGAGAGUAAGGAUAUUGCACAAUCUCCAUCUGGAAAUUCUGCUUCAGCCUCGCCACCUGCUGCUCACUCUGACAGCCCAGUCCCAUCAGGGUCAUCUCCUAACAUUCCCUCUGGCCUUUCACCAAUGUCUUUGGCUCAGAUGACCCCAGCUCACACUGGGGGUCUCCAAAUGGCAUAUGGUCAGCCAUCAGUGGCUGCUCUUCCCAACUUUUCUCAAUUGGGUAACAUCCUGAACACCCCAAUCAACUAUACUCAGGCUCAUGCUGCCAACAACUCUCCAUACAUGGGUAAUAGUAACAACAGCUACAACCAAUCACCACAAUCUGGUCAGUACAGCUGGUCAUGAGCAAUUUUGGGUGGCAAUUUCAGGCUUAGAGUUCUUUACCGUGACUAGGAACUGAGUUCAUUCUAGCUUCUUUAGUGCAUGUGAAAUGUUAUCCAACUGCAGUGGUAUAAGGCAAAUAUUUAUAUUUUUGUUUUUAUAUCUGUGACAGUCUGGGCUGAUUUGUGCACUUUUGUGUACUGUAGAUAUGGAUUGUCUCUCUUCAUUACAUAUAGGUGGUUUAAGAUUCACAUGGUACAAAAACUUUUAAGUCUAAUUACCUAAUCCUCAAAAUGCAGAGAGCUUUGUUUAGUAGUAUCAUUUACUCAAAACAAUUCUGUAAUAUGGCCCAGACCAUUUUAAGCUAGUUUAAGUUAUCAGGGGUAUUCUGACAAUCUACAAUAAAACAGUGCUUAUAAUUGUUUUUAAAUUAUGUUAUUAUUAGUGAUUUUUGAAUACAAAUUGCAGUUGUUUAUAUUUGAAUGAACAUGCUCCAGUAUUUGUAAUUAUAAUUUGUUAAUUUUUUAGCCAGGAAAGAACUGGUCACAACUGCACUUUUAGAUCACUAUGUGUAUUCAUUUUCAUCUUAUGGUUAUUUAGUGCAUUACAGACAUGUUUUUAUGUGUACAAUUAAAAAUACAUUGCUUAUACCACAAAUAUUGUGAGGCUGGCCAGUUUGACUGCUUUUGCCUAAACUUUACUUGUGUGUGUUUAUAUAUAUAUAUAUACAUACAAACACACACACACACUAUUUUUCAUAUAGCGAACAAGGGAAAAUCCCAUAGUUUUAAUUGACUGUAGAUUUACAGUCAUUAUACUAAUGCAUAAUUUUACUUUCAUAAUUCAUAUAUUUUACAUAAUUAUCUUUCAGUACAAUAUUUUUAUCAUUUUAUAUUAACAAGACUAUCUGCAAACGUAAUGGUUUACCACCUGUCAAAUUUCCCAACAGGCCUUUUGCAUAAAUGCCACACUACUAUUAUUAUUUACCCUAACAUUUUUAAAGUAUUCAAUCCAGCUUAUUAGCUUUGCUCUUCUAUCAUUUUUGUGAAUUAUCAUAAAAACUGUAGUAUUAAUUAGUAUAUUAUUUAUUUAAACAUAUUUUAAGUUUUUAUAUUCAAUUAUUAUUGCUGUAUUGACAUAGUAAGGUGAAAAUGAUUUUAAAAUAAUAAUUGUACUUGGGUUGUUGGUAAAUUUUGGAGGAAAAAUGUUUUGUAAUACCAAUCAUACAUUAGUAAAACACUCAUUUUUUUAAUAAUUCAUAAAUUUAUAUAAUAUAA